Molecule: messenger RNA, 2679 nt
Organism: Anopheles stephensi (Asian malaria mosquito)
Lineage: Eukaryota; Metazoa; Arthropoda; Insecta; Diptera; Culicidae
Exons: 4
Coding region: 179-2110 (643 amino acids)
Source: RefSeq, a predicted model, not a curated record
GUGCAUUACUUCACGCGCGGAGCGGAGGAGGUGCACGGAGAGGAGAGUCGGGCGCAGUUUCGGAAUUUCGUCGACAAUUGUCGGAAACCGGGCCACGACUGUUUACGAUAUUGCGCUGGGCGAAUUGAUUAGUUUUUACAACACUUUUCUCUGUCCCACGAUCCCCUACUGCGCGAUCAUGGAGAGUAAAUUGGCAAAGCUGGAGCAGGACACGUUAACAAACUCGCUGGAGAUCGUGCACCACAAGGUGCGGCUGCUGAUGGAGGUGUGGAAGGUGUUUUUCGACGAGAUCUGCUACCUAGACUAUCUAACCUCACUCCCGUCGAGCAUCGAACAGUUUCUCGGCGAAAUCUACUGCCUCACGAUGAACUUUUGCGUCCGCAAGACGCAACAGAUCCGGGAGCUGCAGAACAAAGUGUACGAGCUGAAGCGCGUGCUGGGCAUACGGGACGGCGUGAUCGAUGGGUGGGGUCAUGGGAACAUGUCGCUCGACCGGAAGGUGGCCCAGCUGCAGCAGCAGAUCAACUCGCUCCAGCAGCAGGCGGACGAGCGUAAACGAUUGAUGGAGGAGUACACGCUGGAGGAGGUGCAGCUGCUUAAGGAGUUGGGCGAGGCGGCACCACCACACGAACCGCUGUGUGCCAAUGCAGAAACGGGCUUCCUGCCCGAUGCACAAAAGAUGGCCCAGUUUGCCGAUUACCUUAGCCGGUUGCGUACGGAGAAGGUGAAGCGCAUUGUGACCCGCGAUGAACUGCAGUCCGACAUCCGGAAGAAGGCAGAGCAGCUCGAUUGGGUACCGCGCAAGGACCGGCACCGGCAGCUCAUCAACGAACAAACGCUCAUUCCUUCGCUGAGCAAUCUGCACGAACUGCAACAUCUGGACUUUGUGCUUUCGGGGCUGUUGAAGCGCAAGCAGCAACAGCAGCAGGAACAGCAAACCGACACCGCUAAGCAACAAUCGAAGAAGGCGAAAAAGCCGGAAAAACGAAAGAAGCAGCCCCGGCCGGAAGAACCGAUCGUCCCGAUCCCGACCAGUACCGACCCUGACCGAGCGAAGCAGGGCGAGGAGGAGCAGGAGCAGGAGGGACAGAACAAGGUGCAGGAAAAAUGGACCGAAGCGCGUAAAAAGGUUGUUUCCCCACCGCCGGUACCACCGUCAUCGCCCGUCUCCGAGGUUGACAUUUCCGUGUCCACCCCAACCAAUGGGCUGUUCGAGAUGACGAUCGAAGCGUACAUGCGCGUGGAGAAGAAGGCGGGCCGACCGGCAGAUCGGGAGAAAAUCAUCGAGGAAAUGUUCCGCCGCUUCCGGGCCAGCAUAAACGUGUGGUGGGAACGGUGCUUGAUCCUGCCGAACGAGCGCCAACAGUGCAAGGUGCUGUACACGGACCAGCUCGACGAGGAAGCGUUCGUGGCGCACAUCGAGCAGCAGAAAUUGCUGCAAAGCUACUACCACGAGAACGAGGCCAUCUUCCGGCUGAUCUACCAGUGGGCGGAGCUGUGGAACCGGGCACUGCAGCUGCAGGACAAGCAGAAGCAGUCCGUGGGCGCCGAAAGCAAGGUGCUGGCGGAGGUAAGCGAGCAGCUGGCCACGAUCCGGAAGCAGCUGGAGGGCAAGUGCCGCGAGUUCGAGCAACGGUGCCAGGUGAAGUUCACCAUGUACGGGAUGCCGGUGAUGCAGGUGCUGCAGCGGUGCCAGGACAAGCGCGAGAAGCUGAAGCUGGCCAACAGCUGCAAGGUGCAGCCGGCGCCCGUCCUGCGCACGAAGGCAACGUCCGCCCGUCAGCAACUGUCGCCCGAGAUGGUGCUGGAGCUGAACCUGAUGUUGCGCGAUUUGCUGAUCGAAAAGCAGACAGAGGAGGAGGAGCCGGCCGAGAAGCAAUCCGAGACGGAUACGGACGACUCAAACCGUGGCAGUGAUGACGAUGGCAACAGCAGCACUAGCAGCAGCAACAGCAGCAGCGCCAGCAGCAACACUAGCAGCGACGAUGGCGGCGAAGUGGACCACAAGCGCGACGACGAACUGCUGGAGGAGGCCUUCGCGUCGGCCACCGCGGCAGUCACCACUAAAAACCGCAUCCAUUCCGUCAACGGACAUCCGACAUCCUCCUGAAGGGCGUCGUGGUUGAGAGAAGCAAGCGGCCAGUUUGCAGCAGAAUCAACCAGGAUUUGCGCAUAAGAUUUGGAAGAAUCGCAUGACGCAUCGUAUCAUCCUCGCGCGAAACCGAGUGCCUUUUUUGACCUUCGCCUUCCUUUCGAUUGUUUUUUUUAAGACGGCCUCCUUCCCUUCCUCUUGUUUCAUUCCCCCCCCCCCAUAGGGUUCCCAAUCGCAAUCCAAUUUGCAAUCCAAUCCCAGCAGCAGCUUCCCCAACACACAUAUUGCUAGUUUUAACAAUGGCGGUUGGGAGUAUUCAGCUUUGAUUAGUAUAAGCUCUGUUACCAGCAGUGUAGAACCUCUGGUAGUAAGGUUCCCUUUAUCGUUAGCAUCGUCGUAUGCCCUGUUAACUACGAACCCAAGUUACACAGUUACAUGCUCUAAGCCUAGGUCCCGCAGCGGCAGAACCAUCCACACAGGAGGACACAGAAAUCGUUAACAUACGCAUACACUGACCAAAUAAACUGUUGGCUUUUUCAUGUUCUCCGCCACGAGUACGCUCGUCGCCCCGGAGCAUUAUAGCGCAA